AACCCUAGCGAGAUACAACUAAUUUGUAGGGUUUAUUGCUCUGUUUCUCCCCCCUUUUCAUUUCUCUUAAUACCUCAUCUCAUCUAUACACACAAGAACAUCUUGUAGAGUGUGUAUCUAAUGGCGGGUCAGAAGAUUGCUGUAGAUGCUGUAUCCAGAUCCGAUUCAUCUAGACAUAUCAAUUUUCAUGUCCAGAGGAGGAAUGAUGAUAAAAUGAGGUUUAAUCAGGGUCCGCGAAACUUUCGGAUGGAGACUCUCAAUUCCAAGAGCUCGAAUUCAGAGAGGCGUAGUCCGAAAUCUAAGGUGGACGGGUCGGAUGGGUUGGAAAUGGAUCCUGAUGAGCUCAAUUUUCGGGUCACUUUUCGGAAAAUUGGUGCUGGUCUGGCCAAUCUUGGAAACACUUGUUUUUUGAAUUCAGUAUUGCAGUGUCUGACAUACACUGAGCCUUUAGCAGCAUAUUUGCAGAGUGGAAAGCAUCAGACUUCGUGUCGUACUUCUGGAUUUUGUGCUCUGUGUGCUAUCCAAAAACAUGUUAGCCGUGCUCUGCAGUCACCUGGGAGAAUAUUAGCACCCAAGGAGAUAGUCUCAAACUUGAGGUGCAUAUCGCGUAGUUUUCGUAAUUCUAGGCAGGAGGAUGCUCAUGAAUACAUGGUAAACUUGCUAGAAUCAAUGCACAAGUGCUGCUUACCUUCAGGAGUACCUAGUGAAUCUCCGAGUGCUUAUGAUAGAAGUUUGGUUCACAAAAUUUUUGGUGGCCGCCUCCGUAGUCAGGUGAAAUGUAUGCAAUGUUUGUCCUCUUCCAACAAAUUUGAUCCAUUUAUAGACUUGAGCCUUGAAAUUGUAAAAGCAGAUUCUUUGUAUAAGGCACUUGCUCAUUUCACAGCCGAAGAACAGUUAGACGGUGGGGCGAAGCAAUAUCAGUGCCAACACUGUAAGCAGAAAGUUAGGGCUCAUAAACAGCUUACCAUACACAAGGCACCUUAUGUACUGACUAUUCAUUUGAAGAGGUUUGGGUCAUAUUUAGUUGGACAAAAGAUAGACAAAAGGAUCCAUUUCGGCCCUACAUUGGACCUAAAACCCUUUGUAACUGAUCCUUAUGAUAGGGAUUUGAAAUACACCCUUUAUGGUGUCUUGGUUCAUGCUGGAUGGAGUACUCAUUCUGGGCAUUAUUACUGCUUUGUGCGCACAUCAAGUGGCAUGUGGUACUCCCUUGACGACAAUCAGGUUGUUCAAGUCAGUGAGAGGAAGGUUUUGGAGCAAAAAGCUUACAUGUUGUUCUAUUAUCGAGAUACUAGAAAUCCAGUAUUUAAGAAGGCAGAUCAGAAAGACAACAUGUCUGCAAAUGCUAUGGGAAGGCCUAUGUCUUCUAAUCUCAAACAAGAAUCAAAAGAAGCCAUCCAGAGUGCACAAACAAACACGGUAUUGGAUAGUAAAGCAACUUCUCUUGCUCAGGGAGACUCAUCAUUAAAUGCAGCUUUGUUGCUGAAAAACUCUCAAAAAGAUUGCUCUAGUAAGGUUUUUAGCAGCGUAACUACUGAACAGCACCCAAUGCCUAAGAAAGACCCUUUGCUGGGACCUCAUUCAAAUUCGCCGCUGUUAAAGGAUUCUUUGAAGACUACUUCUGUCACGAGCCAAGAAGACGGAGAUUGUAUGCCACAAAAAAAUAUAUCUUGUACUGGUUCUCUUAAAAUACAAAAUAUGAUGAAUUCAACUGAUGUUAUUGUCAAAUCUGGUUCAGAUGAAAAUUGUAAAGAAGGUACUGAUUCUGUUACUGGUAAAGAUUCCCUGAAGUCAGAUUCUGUUGCUGGUAAAGAUACCCUGAAUUCAGUCUCUAAAUUACCAGAUGACACAGCUCAGGCGAGCCCUAAGAAGGAUCUUAAUGCGGUAAUUGCUAUAUCAUCCAACUGUUGCACCCUUCAGACAUCUCGUGGGAUUACUUUAGGGCAGGAGGUCUCUGGAAAGAAUCAUGGAGUCGUCUCCGAAUUGGAUCCUUGUGUGGGAUCAAAAGAACAGACCUUGUUGCCUCCUAGUUCAACAAUUAGAGAAAAUUGUCAGGAAAUGAAAGAUAUCCAAUCAGCAGAAUCAUCGGGCCUGCCAAACAGAACAUCAGUACAAAAGACUGUACUUACAGGGAGGCAUGUCAAGCAGAUGAAGAAGCUUCCAAAGUAUCCAAUGAUGAAAAUGCAGCUUAGCUCAAAUAUUUUUAUGGCAGCGUCUUUACGUGUGCGCAAGAAAAAGCAUAAAAGAAACAAAAAAUGCAUAUCAGAGACCAGACAUCUCAGUGAGAAGAUUUUGGUGGAUGCAAAUGGCAUACCAUUAGAUCUUCAGCCAUCUACUUGCAAUGGGUCCCAGCCUUUUUAUAAUAUGGCUAGGUCGCAAAGAAAAGUGAAAAAAGCUCAGUCCAAGAAGAAUAAAAAGAGUGACGUCAAUAAUUUGGUUUUAAACUCCAAGGUUGAUUCUGUGACGGGGGUCACCGAUGGAGAGGUUGUUAAAGGAGUUGGUCAGAAUUGUGAUGUGCUUACUUAUCAAUCAAUGAAGAGUUGUAUAACUGGUUCAGAAGCAAAUGAAUGGAAUGUCAGAGGAGAUUAUAACUCAAAAGAUAGCACAAAACAGUCGAUGCAGAAGGGUGUGGUCGGUAUGCUCACCAGAGGCCUAGAGGAGACGAUAGUUGCACGUUGGGGUGAGUUAGACUCCCAGUCGCAAAUGAUAGAUACCAGUAGUCUGAACGAGUUUGCUAUUGGUUAUGUUGCAGAUGAAUGGGAUAAAGAAUAUGAUCAAGGGAGGAGGAAGAGAAUACGAAGUUGCAAGCAUGACUUCAGCAAACGAAAUCCAUUCCAAGAAAUCGCGACCAUGAAUGCCAAGGUAAAAAGGGCAAGGAUGGACCAGUCUGACUCUGGAAACAGGCCAUUCAGGAUAUGACAGAGCUGUUUCUUUUACAUCCGGAUCCAGAAAACCCAACAUGUUGCUCUAUGAGUGUUAUAUAAGCUAACAGUGGCAAGCUGAAGCUGGGCAGCUAAUACAACUACACAAGUUGGCGAGUUUAAACUGAUUUGAGGAAGUUGACCUUUUGAUCGAGAGCCUAAGAUAGAUAGAGUACAUUCCUUAUACCUACAAAAGAUGAAAUUCUCCCUUUUGAUUCAGAGCCUAAGGUUUGUUGAUUUAGUACAUCCCUACAAAAGCGGAGAUAAUGUAUUUCUGUUACCUUUUUGUUCGAGGAAUGUACUAUUACUGCUCUCUACAGAGGGUAAAUACCUGCGGAAUUCUAUUCAUAUUGUAUUUGCUGAUGAUAAAACCGUUUCUUUGUUUACCUUUAA
Messenger RNA from Daucus carota subsp. sativus, 3314 nucleotides. RefSeq names its product ubiquitin carboxyl-terminal hydrolase 23. Gene Ontology annotation, biological process: protein deubiquitination. Gene Ontology annotation, cellular component: nucleus; cytosol. NCBI's taxonomy places the organism in Eukaryota, Viridiplantae, Streptophyta, Magnoliopsida, Apiales, Apiaceae. The transcript is spliced from 11 exons. The coding region runs from base 121 to 2919 and encodes 932 amino acids. Gene Ontology annotation, molecular function: cysteine-type deubiquitinase activity. The record is from RefSeq and is a predicted model, not a curated record.